Clonostachys solani is the source of this 204-nucleotide messenger RNA. NCBI's taxonomy places the organism in Eukaryota, Fungi, Ascomycota, Sordariomycetes, Hypocreales, Bionectriaceae. The record is from the annotation of a GenBank genome assembly.
AUGUGGAGGGUCGAUGCUGGCACAAGGCCUACGGGGAAAAAGAAGAACAAGGUAGAGCGCCAUGACAACGCCGCUCACCGUGGCCGUGGUAGCUGGGACGGGAACCGUAUUGGUGGACGCCUGCUUCCCAUCUGCAGCCACUUUACACAGCCCGCAAUCGCCGACAUUCCCGCUCCCCCAGACAUCUUCGUGGCGGAUUGGUAA